Micromonas commoda is the source of this 689-nucleotide messenger RNA. RefSeq lists its product with no specific name. Gene Ontology annotation, molecular function: structural constituent of ribosome; small ribosomal subunit rRNA binding. The record is from RefSeq and is a predicted model, not a curated record. Lineage: Eukaryota; Viridiplantae; Chlorophyta; Mamiellophyceae; Mamiellales; Mamiellaceae. Gene Ontology annotation, biological process: translation. The coding region runs from base 1 to 483 and encodes 160 amino acids. Gene Ontology annotation, cellular component: ribosome. The transcript has 4 exons.
AUGGUCCUCUACGAGCUCAUGGUCAUGGUCAAGUCGGCGACGCCGAGGGCGCAGCUCGCCGACAUCCUGCGGCGGGCGGGCACCCGCGUGCUCGACGCGGGCGGCGUCAUCACCGACAUCACCUCGUUCGGCACGCGGCCUCUCGCGUACGAGUUCAAGUCGCCGGGGGAGAGACACUUCGAGGCCCACAUGGUGCAGAUAUCCUUCAACUCCGCUCCCACGCUGAUUGAAGACAUGAAACACGACAUGCGCACCGACGAGCGCGUCCUGCGGUGGAUCGCGGUCAAGAAAAAGGCGCUCCGGCCGCUGAGCGACUACAAGGCGAGGGAUCCCAGGAACCUGAACCUGCCAGCCGCGACGACGACGAAAGAGUCCGCCGCUCCCAAACCCCCGACGCAGCCGGUUUCGAAGUACCCGCUCUUCUCCGAGGAGAGGAAGGAGCGCAGGAACGCGAGACGCAAAGCCGCGGCGAGGGGCGACUGAGCACCAGGCGUCGGCGCGACGAAUGAGAAGCAGGCGCGUCCGGGGAUGGCCCAUCCGUCGGAGUUGGCGCGAGUGAGGACACUGGGUGAAAAACGACCCUUCGAGCCUCCGCAGUAGGUUCCAUAGCACGUAGCCGCGGCCUAGCCACGCCGCAGUAGACGACCUAGUUAGUUUCGAAUUGUUGUAUUGCACGUAAGUGAGCGCAA